Drosophila grimshawi is the source of this 678-nucleotide messenger RNA. RefSeq names its product peptidyl-prolyl cis-trans isomerase FKBP2. Lineage: Eukaryota; Metazoa; Arthropoda; Insecta; Diptera; Drosophilidae. The coding region runs from base 72 to 488 and encodes 138 amino acids. The record is from RefSeq and is a predicted model, not a curated record. The transcript is spliced from 2 exons. Gene Ontology annotation, molecular function: peptidyl-prolyl cis-trans isomerase activity. Gene Ontology annotation, biological process: protein peptidyl-prolyl isomerization.
ACACUGACUUAUCGAUACAUCGGCGAUAACAUAUUCGCUUGCGUUGUGAAAAACCAAAGUUGUGAGGUAAAAUGAAACUUGAAUACUUAUUGUUGGUCUGUGCGCUUUUUGGCGCUGCAAUUGCAAAUGAAGCGCCCAAAGUUAAAAUUGGCGUCAAGAAACGCGUCGAGAAUUGCUCGCGAAAGGCGAAAGGAGGCGACAUGAUACACGUGCACUACAAGGGAACGCUAGCAGAUGGCACCGAAUUCGAUAGCAGUCACAAUCGCGGCAAACCGUUCUCAUUCACACUGGGCGCACGGCAAGUGAUCAAGGGCUGGGACCAGGGACUGCUCGGCAUGUGCGAGGGCGAACGCCGCACCCUGACCAUUCCCCCCGAACUGGGCUAUGGCGCCAGUGGAGCGGGUGGUGGCAAAAUCCCGCCCAAUGCUGUGCUCAUCUUCGAUGUGGAAAUGAUGAAAAUCGAUUCACGUGGCUCCGAGGAUUUAUAGAUUGCUGACAGUUGUAAAGCUGCAAUAUGAAAAAUAUAACUGCCAGAUUAGGUUUUCCUCAUUCUUAUUUCUUUUAUUAAAACCUUUGCUUUAGUAAAAAAUCUAAAUAGAAAUGCAACUAAAUCAACCAGAUUAGAGUAAAUUAAUCUUAUAAGAACAUCAUUCCAAAUACAACUUUAAUUGAAACAUG